AUGUACACAAAAUCAAGGGCUUUUGGGGAAGGAGAGUGGAGAAGAGUCACUCACAAACACAGAGUUCCGUCUAUUCAUCUCAAAUGGGACGUCUUCCCAGCAGGGGGAAGAAAUCGCAAUCACUGUGAAGAAGGGGUGGAGGUGUCGUCGUUCUUCAUUUAUGAUUUUCCUGACUUUUCCACGGCGAAGGACCUUUUCGAGCUGUUUGGUUGUAUCGGUAGAGUGGUUGAAGUUGCAAUAUCGCCGAGGAGAAACAACAGAGGAAGACGUUUCGGUUUCGCAAGAUUCAAGGAGGUGGAAGAUGUCAAGAUGCUUGGGGUUCGCUUAGAUAACGUCCAUAUUGCAGGUAACAAAAUUCACGCUAAUCCUCCUAGAUUUGUUAGAGGUGAAGUGCUGAAAGGGGUAAAGAGGCGUUUGGGGACGGAAGGAAGGACUGGCCCGGUUCUGCUCCAAUCCACAGAAUCGCAUAAGGGUGUGUUUGGAGAUUUUGGGGGGAGGAAAGCGGGUAGGAGUUAUGCCGAUGUUGUUCAAAAGGCUAAUGUCGAAGAUGGGAUCUGUCAGAAUUUGCCUUGUUCACUGAGUUUUUCAUCUAAAGAGGAGGACAGGAAGCGGUUUAGCAAGGCCUACAUGGGCAGAGUUAAAACACCAGGCUCUGCUUAUAAUAUUCAAACACACUUUGAUAUGGAGGGUAUGUUCGCGGUUAAGGUGUCACCUAUGGGAGGAAACAUGUGUUUAUUGGAAGAUAGGGAACCUGGUUUCAUAGAAGAUAUGAUUGGAGAGGGAGAAUCAUGGUGGAAAGAUUGGUUUGAGGACAUUAGAAGAUGGAAAGACGCAGACAGGGACGAAUCUAGAGUUGUGUGGCUUAGAGUUUUCGGAAUCCCGCCUCUCGUAUGGAAUUCUGAAUUCUUUAGGGCUCUCGGUGGAAGUUUGGGUGAGUUCAUUCGUAUUGAUGAACAUACAGCUAGUGGUGAAUGCUUCGAUGUGGCUCGUGUCAUGGUGAGAGUGAAAUUGUUCGCUGCUGUCCCAGAUUCUUUAAAGGUGAUUAUAGACGAUAUUCCUUUCUCGCUGUUGCUUAAAGAGGAUAGCUAUGGUUCGCCGUGGGCUUUUACAGGUAAUCCUAAAACUCAAAACCCUGGCCCCGAGUCUACGGAUUCGGAUGAUAGUUUAUCAAAUGAUUUAUAG
Messenger RNA from Vicia villosa (hairy vetch), 1182 nucleotides. RefSeq lists its product as uncharacterized. The transcript has a single exon. The record is from RefSeq and is a predicted model, not a curated record. Gene Ontology annotation, molecular function: RNA binding. Bases 1 to 1182 code for a protein of 393 amino acids. NCBI's taxonomy places the organism in Eukaryota, Viridiplantae, Streptophyta, Magnoliopsida, Fabales, Fabaceae.